CUUUCCACUGAAUGAACCAGAGCGCUGCGCCAAGUGGGUGCAAGCAACUCGGAGAGCGACCGAAGGGCACAAUUUUCCAAGUAAAUAUUCUUACCUGUGCUCGAAGCACUUUCCGGAUACUUGCUUCCGUGAGGCGAAAGGGCGAAAAGUCCUAAAUUGUACUGCUAUACCUUCGAUUUUUAAUUUUGUCAAAGAAGAGCCACAGAAACCAACCAGAAGAAGGUUGUUCCGUGACCUCCAAACGGCUGAGACACCUCCAGUCCCAAAACGGACCAAAGUGAUUCAGAAACCUGGUCAAUGAAGGGGAAUUUAAGGAUUCAACAUUACUGCUUCAAUGAGCCGUUUCAGCUGUAUCAAAAAGAGGAUUUAGUGAAUUCGUUCUUCCGUGAUCCAAAUGUAAUCAACACGUUGGAGGUCGAACCAUCCAUUGUUUUAGGGCGAUCGUGUUCGCGGGUUGAGUGGAGUCCGGUACCAUGCAAUGUUGUCUCCAUGACUUUUUUCGAUAAAAUAUUCGACCCACAGAACAAUAUUACUUUCGACGACAAGAAAAAAGAUGUGAGGACUUGCGAGUAUUCAGAGGUGGACGGUUUUGCCAUCACGGAUAACUUGAGGAUGAUGUUACUUGACGAGGAGGCCGACCUGUAUCAAUUAUACAGUAAGACUGACAGAGAACAAUUUUUGUUCCGCUUAUUUAAACAUCUUUGUUUGGGUGGACUCUGGUGUCAAUAUGAGGACUCUUUGCAGCCAUACCUUGAUGUCACAAAGUGCCUGUAUAAAAAUCUGCUGAGUGCUGAGAAAGAGGAAUCCUCGGGACAAAUUAUGAUCAGAUCGGUUGUCCUAGAAGUAGUCGUUUACGGAGACGAAGACAAGCCAAUUUUACCCAAGGAUCCUGGGAAAGAUAACAAUUUUGUGUACUUAAUAAUUGACCCAGUUGAACGAGCGGUGACGGUUCUUGUUCAUCAAGUUGGAUGUUUAAUCAUUUAGGAUAGAAUGAAAAUAAAAUUUUACAAAUUUUUGUUUCAA
This is a messenger RNA of Bemisia tabaci, 1023 nucleotides long. The record is from RefSeq and is a predicted model, not a curated record. Lineage: Eukaryota; Metazoa; Arthropoda; Insecta; Hemiptera; Aleyrodidae.